AAAUAAAUAAAAUACUUCAUAGCUGAGUCAUUUUAUUCUGUGCUAUUUUAACUCGACUCGAUGUUGCAAUUUACAUUUUGUUCUAUAUAAUUUUCUACUUUGUGCACGAGGCAAAGUAUUAAAAAGAUGGCUGCGCCCUUGGAUCGACAUUUUGAUCGAGUUUCCCGAUAACUUGCAAUAUGAUUUAACUAGACUAAGAAAGUCUUUGUUUCCCUGUUCCCCUGUAUUAUUAUGAUGUUUCAACCAGCCAGCCAGCCGGAGAUCAUUCGCAGUAACCAAAAAGACCAGUUCUAUGCGAAUUUUCUGCGGAGUUCUUUAGCAGACAUCUGCCAGUCGUUUGCAGGAGCAAGAGUGUGGGCCCGAUGGAGGAAGGAACUGGACGUCUUGGGAGAUGUUCUGUACUUUGGCCUCACCACCAUUGCAGGCUAUCAGACGUUAGGUGAGGAAUAUGUCAAUAUCCUUCAAGUGGAUCCCACGCGCCGGGCUGUCCCAUCUGCAAAGAGACGUCUGGCGCUCGUACUCCUCUAUGCCUGCUCACCCUAUCUACUGGACAGGCUGCUUGCCUACAUUCCCAAACUUUUAGAAUCGGAGCGGGCGAGAGCUGGGUUGAGCCCCGAGGUCAGGCAGCGCAUCGCCCAGUGUGUUCCCAUACUGAGACAAGCAGUUAUGAUCUUACAGAGGACCCACAUUGCUCUGUUCUACCUGAGAGGGGUGUUCUACCAUGUCGCCAAACGAAUGACUGGUAUUCAUUAUUUAAUGGUUCGUAGAAACCUGAGCGCCAGCAGCAUGCGACCAAGCUUCCAUCUACUGGGCUGGUUGUCCGUCACGCAGCUCACCGUAAGUCUGUUGUACUCUCUCUACAAGAUGAGACGGGGAACCGUGGAUGCCGAAGAAUCUGAUACGUCAGUCACAGAAGAUGAGAGAGCUAGUGAAGAAGGUGGCAUUGUAGAGCCACGCCUUCGCUGUGCCCUUUGUCUCGAGCGCAGACGCAACUCCACGGCCACGCCCUGCGGUCACCUCUUCUGCUGGCACUGCAUCACGGAGUGGUGCUCCACAAAGGCCGAGUGCCCGCUGUGUCGAGAGAAGUUCCAACUUUCAAGACUCAUCUAUCUGCAGAACUUUGAUCCAAGGUAACGGUUAUAAACGAGCAAAAUAAACUCGACACAAUAUUGGAAAUGGACAAUCACGGUAUUCAGUUUUGUGUGAAAAAAAUAUAUGUUUAAUUGUUAUUAAAAGCUGUCUGUGAAAUCUUGACUGAAAAUAUAUUUUUACCUAAAUGAAAACUUGUGCGGAAAGAAUUGUACCUUAGCUUUACCCAUGCUAUACAAUCAGCAUGCUAAUUACACAACUGAAGUGCGAAACUGAAGUGGGUAUUUAAACGUUCAAGAAAUCAAUCAUUAAGUGGCACUUAAAUAAAACUGAUAUUGCCCAAAACUCUUUCUGGAUAUGAAUAUCAUUUUUUCCCCCAAAAAAACUGUAUGUUGCAGCAACAAAUGCCUUGAAUGGUGUUUAACAUUCAGAUUCAUAUCAAAAUUUGAGAUUUUCACUCUGUUGAAGUAUGUUUAAUAAGUAACGUCUAUUAUGAUUUUAAACUUGACGGUUUUAUACUACGUAAUAGACAUUUCUGAAAAUGUACGCUGAUAGUUCUGUUGAAAUAAAAUGUUAUGUUAAUAGUGAAUUCUGUUUUACAAAAAAAAGAUGAAUCGUUGGUUCAAUAUGAACUUAGAAAUUUAAAUAUUGGAAUGAUUAAGUUUGGUCCAUGGCAAUAUUAAUAUAAAUUUGAAAUAUCUUUUUGUGCAUAUUUUGUAUGUCACACAUCUUUUGUA
Messenger RNA from Patiria miniata (bat star), 1826 nucleotides. Its product is annotated as peroxisome biogenesis factor 10-like. Gene Ontology annotation, cellular component: peroxisomal membrane. The record is from RefSeq and is a predicted model, not a curated record. The coding region runs from base 232 to 1134 and encodes 300 amino acids. Lineage: Eukaryota; Metazoa; Echinodermata; Asteroidea; Valvatida; Asterinidae. The transcript has 7 exons. Gene Ontology annotation, biological process: protein import into peroxisome matrix. Gene Ontology annotation, molecular function: zinc ion binding.